GUCGUAGAGUCGUGAGCACGCAAUCGUUGUUGAAGAGCGCCCUCUUUGCCUUGUGACGGAUAAUCUUGUGUCGAUUGCGGAUCGUGUUGUUUGUUGUGCUCCUUUUUUCCUUCCAAUGUUUCUGUUCGCCGACGUCGUCGUUGGUCGUUGUAGAAGCGUCGUCGCUGUUGUUCCUUUAGCCGUUGCUGAUAACGGUUCCAGUGAUUUGGUGUGACCAGCGGGAGUAGAUAAGAGUUAUUGAUUUUUUUGUUGUUGCUCCGACGCAGAGGUACAAGUGCGUGAAAUUGUGAGUCGUGGAUUGCGUGGAUGCAGCACUUUAAGAAAAGGUCGGAGAUCAAGUGGUGUUUUGUAAACUGAAAGGAGCUGGUAGAAAGAAAAACCAAGCUCUGGAUUAUAGUGUGGAUUUGAGUGUUUUGGUUAAUUGGGUUACGAAAAGUGGUCGAAUGCAAGAAGCUAUUUAACAGGAAUCCUUCAGGAAGCAGAGAAGAAGAGACACAGCGAGCUAUCGCCGGUAUUUAUGAUAAAAUCAUCAGGAAUGACUGUAACUCCGAUACGAAUGGCGAUGACCAGCCCGACGGUUCCUGUGCAACAGAAGAGUGCCUCGCGGAUUAGUAACUUCAGCGUAGCGUCAUUGCUCGCUGACACCCGGCCUAAGACGCCGACCGGGAUGAUCGGGAUGACGGAAGUACUUCUACCUGCCAAUCUCUCCCAGGCCAGUAGUUCACCCCGAUCCGCCCACGACAGUAGUUCCAUCAAAAAUGAUCCGGAACGAUCGGAUACCCCGCACAGUCUGCUGGAGUCGGACGAUUACGACUCCAACCAGGAAGAUUCGAUUGUGGACAUCGAAGAUAUUCACAAUGAAAACAGCAGUAGUUCUCAGCCGGGAAUGCCGGACAAGAUUGGAUCCCCCUCGAUGUUGCAGCAUUCGGCGGCGCUAACGGCGGCCGGACAUGUUCCUAUCCGACCGACCCCGUUCAGUGCCUUGGCGGCGGCAGCGGCAGCCUGGGGUGGCAUGAGCGGUGGAAUGCCCUGGCCCGCAGCCCGACAAAUGCCUCCCUUCGGUCCGCCCGGUCUGUUCCCUGGACAGGGUUUCGGAUCGGGACAGCUCGGUGCAGCUGGAACGUUAAUGUCUCAAUCGAGCGAAUCCGGGGAAUCGCGUAGUCCUAAUGAGUUGAAACCCCCGGAGCCGAGGAGAGCGGUUCCCAACUGUAACUAA
This is a messenger RNA of Uranotaenia lowii, 1216 nucleotides long. Its product is annotated as muscle segmentation homeobox-like. The transcript has 2 exons. Lineage: Eukaryota; Metazoa; Arthropoda; Insecta; Diptera; Culicidae. The record is from RefSeq and is a predicted model, not a curated record. Bases 518 to 1216 code for a protein of 232 amino acids.